This is a messenger RNA of Malassezia restricta, 723 nucleotides long. Its product is annotated as Spo7-like protein. The transcript is spliced from 4 exons. Lineage: Eukaryota; Fungi; Basidiomycota; Malasseziomycetes; Malasseziales; Malasseziaceae. Gene Ontology annotation, cellular component: Nem1-Spo7 phosphatase complex; cytoplasm. Gene Ontology annotation, molecular function: protein phosphatase regulator activity. Bases 1 to 723 code for a protein of 240 amino acids. The record is from RefSeq and is a predicted model, not a curated record.
AUGGACACAUCGAAUGCAUCCGGGGUGCGGGGUACCACGACUAUGGAUCGUUGCACGCCCAUGCCUUCCACAGCUGCGUUUCGUGACCUGCUUAUAUUUGAAGAGCGGCUAAAGCAGAAUGCAGCGCGCUUAAAGAACCGUAAGCAAAAGUAUCAAGCUUUCCUCGCGUUCUUGGUCACGUUUAUUUUGUAUAUGUUGUACACCGUAUUACGUGCUUCAUCCGAGCGCAACGUAUUGUAUUACAUACGUGUAGGAUUGCUAUGGAUUGGAUGCAUGAUGCUCUUCCUCUUUUUCGCCAGUGGCUACUAUGCUGAUGCUAUCCGCACCGCCAAUGAAUUCGUACCUCAGGCCAAUCGAUCUCUACACACAUUUAACAUGCAUUUACAUAUGCCGCGAUCGUCGUGGAUGGGUUCAUGGCGAAUGCCAUGGUCCUCUCCGUCUUUGAACGGCGGCGACGCGUCAGGCGAGACCCGUGCGUGCCAUGGGCCUUUCUCAGAUGGUCGUCGCCCGCGGUCCAUAUUCCCACACCAUGGGACGCCUACAACCUCACCGCCCCCAAACGAGCGAGGCGAACUUAUUUUUUCAUCUCGUGUGGAUCACGACUUCCGUGAGGGGUACGAACGCUAUCGAAAUGCAUUUGAACGCAAACGACACGAGAAGAUCAAAGCACAGCAGCGCCAUCAGCCAGCGCUAUGGGACUCAUGGCCUUUCUUCAAGAAGUAA